Messenger RNA from Acanthochromis polyacanthus (spiny chromis), 5521 nucleotides. RefSeq names its product protein phosphatase 1, regulatory subunit 16B (gene ppp1r16b). The record is from RefSeq and is a predicted model, not a curated record. Gene Ontology annotation, cellular component: cytoplasm. Bases 309 to 1976 code for a protein of 555 amino acids. NCBI's taxonomy places the organism in Eukaryota, Metazoa, Chordata, Actinopteri, Pomacentridae. Gene Ontology annotation, molecular function: protein phosphatase regulator activity; protein binding; enzyme inhibitor activity. Gene Ontology annotation, biological process: regulation of sprouting angiogenesis; establishment of endothelial barrier. The transcript has 11 exons.
GAGAGAGAGAGAGAGACUCUGCAGACUCACACAGACACACGCUGAGCUUUUCCUUCCAGCCCUGCCGCGUCUUUACUAACAGGACAACUUUAAACCUCCUGGAUACCUCCGCUUCCUCUGCGCUUUCCUCUCGCAUCCAUGUGAACAUCUCCACUCGGACUGAGGCUGUUUUACUGCUGCUGAAGGGAUGAUCAUGACGAUAAUGGGAGGAGGCCGCGGCCGAAGGUGCAGCCCUCGCUAGAAUCCUAAUUCUACCGCAGUUCACCCCUCCGCUGUCACCCACAACUGCUGUCCUUCCCUUCGGCGCCAUGGCCAACCACCUGGAGCUGAUCCAAGAGCUGCAGCAGCUGGACAAGGUGCCCAGUCUGGAGAGGCUACGGGCGGCACAGAAGCGGCGAACCCAGCAGCUGAAGAGAUGGGCUGUGUACGAGAAGGAGAUGCAGAACAAGAAGCGAAAGGCGGACAAGAAGGGUCGCAACGCCAACAACCUCCAGCAGCCAGAGUCAAAGAGGCACGUGUCGUUUGCCGCCAGCGUGGCCCUACUGGAGGCGUCGGCCAGGAAUGAUCCAGACGAAGUUCGUUACCUGCUGAAGAACAACGUGAGUCCAGACCUCUGCAACGAAGACGGUCUGACCGCUCUACAUCAGUGUUGCAUAGACAACUAUGAGGAGAUGGUGAAGAUCCUGCUGGACCGAGGAGCCAGCGUUAACGCUCAGGACAAUGAACUAUGGACACCGCUGCACGCUGCUGCUACCUGCGGCCACGCGGGACUCGUCAAGAUACUCAUCGCACACGGCGCAGAUCUGCUGGCAGUCAACUCUGAUGGGAACAUGCCCUACGACCUAUGUGAAGACGAUCCAACACUGGACAUCAUUGAGACAGCCAUGGCCAACAGAGGCAUCACCCAGGAGAUGAUCAACGAGACACGGGCGUCAACGGAGAGGAGGAUGCUGGGAGACAUUCAGGAACUGAUGAGACAAGGAGAGGAGGUCAACCAGCACGACUCUCAGGGAGCCACGCUGCUCCACAUCGCAGCAGCAAAUGGCUACGUGCAGGCUGCAGAGCUGCUGCUGGAGGGGGGAGCUCGCAUGGACCUGAGAGAUUCAGAUGGAUGGCAGCCUCUUCAUGCUGCAGCGUGCUGGGGUCAGAUGCAUGUGGCGGAGCUGCUGGUGUCUCAUGGAGCCAGUCUCAAUGCCAAGACCUUCCUCGAGGAGACUCCCAUUGAUCUGUGCGAGGACGAGGAGUUCAGAGCCAUCCUGCUGGAUCUGAAACACAAACACGACAUUAUCAUGAAGUCACAGCUCAAACACAAAACCUCACUGUGCAGGCGAACGUCCAGUGCAGGCAGCCGUGGGAAAGUGGUGCGGCGAGCCAGUCUGUCGGACAGACACAACUUGUGUCGUAAAGAGUACGAGACGGAGGCCAUCGUGUGGAGGGGAGGAAGGGAGGAGGAAGACGAGAAGGAGAAAGAGUCUGAUCAGGAGAAUAUUCAAGUGGUAAAUGUCAAGCCAGUUGUAGCUGUAGAGCUGCCAGACAAGUCCAAGCUGCCCACUAUCCUCAAAGAUGGCAGCAACAAACAGAACGGCCUCAUCUCCACGACGACGUCCGUGCCACCGCAGCCGCCCUCCAAUGGCAACACGCCAUCGUCCAAUAAGGGCGGGGUGGCAACGACCCCGCCCACCCCGGAGGAAGCCUGGCCAAGAGAGCGCGCUCAGACUCUGUCGGAGCUGAAGAAACAGAGGGCCGCCGCCAAACUGUUGAAUCACCCCUUGUUCAACGGUCACCUUGGUAACGGCUCCACAGACUCCUUCACCGAUGCCAAAAACAACUCGGAGGACCCUCGCAUGCCGCUGGUGUCCUCCAAUGGCAAUGCAGUUUACUACACGCCAGCCAGUGGCGAUCCGCCUCUCCUCAAACUGAAACAGCCUCUGGAGGAAGAGCAGCCGAAGGCGCGGACCUGCUGCUGCGUGUCGUAGCGCCGCGAUCAUGUGACUGCUGACGGAACAGGAAGUGUUUGCACAGAGAAGAGGGAAGCGUUCUGUAGAAGGAAGGAGAGAAAGGAAGGAAAUAGGGAGUCUUCCUGUCUCUUAACAUCCUGUUCCUCCCCCAACUGUAAACUUCUUCCCGAGAAGAUGGAAGGCCAGAAGAAGGCCUAAAAACUUCUCCUUGUACCUCCAUGUCACAUGACUCCUGCUACACUUGGAGACGCCCCUUCUGAAUGCAGGCAUGUUAAAAGUAGAGCACAGGAGAGGAACCGUGCCACUUUUUUGCAAUUUGGAUAAAAUCAAUUAUCCCGAAUGGAGUCUCUUUUCUGGACACGCCAAAUGGAUAGAAACGUCAAGCUGUUUCUGAGGCCCUGCUGCACCUUUUUAAGAAUCAAUAUGAGCAGUUUUUUUUUUGGAAGCUUUUCACCUGAGUGACAACAGGUGAAACAUCAAAAUCAGGAGAGUAGGGAAGAUUGCAAGGUACUGCAUGUUCUGCCCUCAGACAGAGAUGGAAAAAAGCUUUUUUUUUUACCCCUCAAGUGGAUCAUUAUUUCUCCAUUAAACAACAUUUCCUACAGGACAAAACUCGCAUCGUUGUCAAACCACAACAUUCUGCUUUUUCACCACAUUCUUGUCAUUUUCAAAUAAGCAGGACGGCCAUCGUGAAGCGGUCCAGACAAACUGUUUUACACCGUCUUGUACUACAGCGUAGCAAAAAAGAGAUCUGUGACGACAUUUCUGAAACGCUACCUGCAAAAGUGAAGGGAAGGAAUGCCAUAAAACAGUGUUAAAAUAUCCAAGAAGUGUACUUCUACAGCGAGAGGUAACAGCAAAGAGUAAAAAAAACAAAAGUACUGCACUCGUGUUUGAGACUGUCACUAUAUUCUGUCAACUAUACUUCACCUCACCGUCCUCUCAUAUGGAACAUAAACUGACAGGUCAUGCUUUGUUUUUUGUAUAAUCCACUUUGUGCUCACUCGUAUAGAUAAUUUAAGCAAACAUGGUUGAGAAUUACUGUACAUUUCUUUAUUAUUUAUAAAAUUAAUGUAAUGUGUAAAAAAAAAAACAUACUGGUUCCUAAAGUUGAGUGUAUUUAUUAUUUGGAUGGUGUGUGGAGAGUGAAUGCAAUAUGAUGAUGAUGAUGAGCUGGGGUUGUCUUUCCAGCCGAGCACCUUCUGACGUAGAAAAGUCGUUCAAAUGAUAAAGUGAAGUAAGGAUUACUGUCUGCUAUAUGUACAUGUGAUUUUAUAACACAGAUCCAUCUCACUCAGGGAUGGAUUCAUGUUUGUGUCACUACAAAUAACAGUGUUAUUUGUUUAUGUUGUUUUUUCCCCUGGUGGCCAUUGUGUGGCUUCUCCCAGUCACUGUAUUUGUCUUAUUAACGGAAAUUUGUAAAUGUGAUGUAAUGAAUUACUGUCAGUGUUGUUUUCAGAAGAUACACACAAACUUAAUGCCUCAUUUACAAAGAAGAAAACCUUAAUCCUCACAUGGAUUUGGUAUGUAGCGGUCCCAUAUGAUUUUUUCAGGUGUCUUUGAAUGCAUCAUGGUUCCAACAUGAAAUAUACACUCAGUCUGAAAACUAGUUUCUCUGCUUGAUUAAAGGAAUAGUUUGAUGUUUUUUGGAAAUUCUAGACAAACCUGGAAAAGGAAAUCAAUAGUAUACAUGCACGUAUACUUAACCCUCCUGUUGUCCUCAUUUACGGGCACCAAGAAAUAUUGUUUCUUUGUCUGUAAAAAAAAAAAAAAAAAAAAAUCCAAAAAUUCCGCAGAUUUCUGAAAAUUUGAAAAACCUUCAGGAAGAAAAUUCCAAUAAUUCCUUAAACAUUUCCUUGAAAAUUUUUAUUUAAAAAAAAAUCCCCCAAAUUGGCAAGAACAUUCUUGUAAAUAUUUUCAAAAAUUUAGUAAAAAUCUUCUUUAAAAAAUCCUAAAAUUAUCUAAAGUGAUUUCAUAUAUAUCAGUAAAACCUCUAAUAUUUUCUUUAAGAACAUUCACAAAAAAAUCAACCAAAAUCCAGCGAAUUUUGCUGGAUUUUGGUCAAUUUUUAUGUGAAUGUUCUUAAACAUUUUUAAUAUUUCUUUUUAUCCACCAAAAAUGUUCAAAGAUUUCCCAAAAAUGUUGAAAAUGUGGACAUCAAAAGUUUCACUCUAAAAAUAUAUAUUUUUUCCCCACAUUUUCAAACCUUAAAACGGGUCAGUUUUGAUUCACAAGACAACACGAGGGUUAAUGUGUGGCUGGAACUUAAACCCAGCGGAUAUUUGAACGUACCACGGUGAGCCAGCAUGUCCAAAACCGAACCUUGAACACACCUAAACAGAACAAAUCCAUUCGUUACACUUGCGCGUUUCCUGCUUCGACCUUUUAAAAAUGUCAGUAAAAAGAUACAUCAUUGAGAUUUUAAAAUGCCGAUAAGCAGAUUUUCGAUAUUACAACAAAGUCGAACUAGCCUUCGUUUCCAGUCUUUAUGCUAAGCUAAGUUGUAGCUUCAUGUUGAACAACUAUGAGCAUGAUGCCAAUCUUCUCAUCUAUCUCGUCGGAUUUUCAAAAAUGUUGAUCAGUUCCUUUAAUCUACCAGCAACUCCCAUAACCUUGUGAGUGCCAAAGAGUUUAAGAAAAAAGACAGCUGGACAUUUAGAAAGUUUGGAAGAAAACUUUCUUUGCCGUUACAGAGAUUUAUUUGCUUUUGAUUACCAGCCCCUUUGACAAUAUGAUUUCCCUCAAUGCCGUUCUGUCACAUUUUAUGCCCACAUCAGCUGUACAGUGUCAAAUAUUUGUACAGAUGAGUUUGUAAAUAUGUUUGUAUUAGUAUCCCUUUAUCUGUUCCCAUGACUUGCAUUUACAUGUCUGUGUUGUUACUGUUGAGGAACAUAUAGGAAAAUACAGUUACCCAUCCUGAUGAACAGCGUUAGCAGACUUUUGGUCGUACAGGGGAAACUGUGAGACUGUGUAGACCCCUUUGCAAAGUUGUGUCCACCCCGGCGUCUUCAACAUGUUUUGUGUUCCUCACUGCUCUUCAGAAACUGGUCUCUGUUCUUCAUUCAAAACUGAAUGAUGAAAUAUAUCUACACAAAAGGAAGCAGUUUGUUUUUCAGUUGGAGGAAGUUCAAAUUAAGUCCAAGAGUUUUGACAUUUCACUUAUUUUCUUUUUUUCCCUUUUCUUGCAAGGAACCAAGUCAGUGAAAUCAUCUUGGUAGCAUUUUGAGACAGCUAAAAAGUUUGUUGAAGUUCGUUUUGGUGCACACAGUUUAAUUAAAAUGUCAACUCUGUUUCCUUAUCAAUGAAGUUCAAUCAUACUGAAUUGUAAUUUUGAACUACAACCUGGUUAGUAUUAUUCAGAAAAAGGGACAGUCGCCUGUUAAAAAGUAGUCUGUGUUAUGUGUCAUGGUAUACAGAGAUCAAGGCUUGCGUUUGACUGCGAGCCUCGUUGUCUAAAAGGAUAAGAUUAUACAGACAGAAAACUACUGAUUUUGUAAUUACUGGAAUAUAUUGAUGGUUGCAUUAACAUAUUUUGAAUAAAUUGUAUAUUUUGAGAAUUUUAA